AUGGCAUGGUGCCCCCCCCCUCCCAUUUUACCAGACACUAUGCAUCCCUCUGACGUUCCAGAUGCUGUUCCCGGUAAUGCCGAUAUCCUCGAAGACACUUCACUAAAGUCAAAUCAUGCAUAUUUAGAAUAUUCGAGGGCACUUCGGGACCUUACUUUUAAUUCCAAACCAAUAAUAAAUGGUCUUACCAUCUUAGCUCACGAAUAUUCCCGUUCCUCUAAUUCGAAGCCUGUUGCAGCCGCUGUAUUGGACUAUUUUUUAAAGAACCUUCCCCUACCAGUGGCCGAUUAUGUUCCACUAUUUACAAGUAAAAUAGCAUAUGCAUUUUCCACCGUAUUUUUAUCGCUAAAAUUCGAUCAUUCAAAUCCAAACGACCAAAGGGAUUUUUUGCGCGUACUUCAGACAUGGCAUAAUGUGUUUCCGCACUCCACCAUUAAAGAAAUAGAGGCCGCAAUUUUCGGGAAUACCAAUCCCAUCCCCUCUUCUUCGCAUGCCUCUAGCAUCGGCACCGAUGCUGGAAAUGAUCAUGGUAAGUCUCAAUCGAAUGUAUGGAUGCAACAACAGCAACCACAUCUAUCAAGAAACUCGAUUCCCGCAUAUCCUCAAGUGGGAUAUCCUUUUCAUUUUCCAACCUCACCUUAUCAUCAGCAUCCAUUUGGGACCCAUUAUCCAAUCAACCAAUUCAUCGGCCAGAUGUCUUCUGCUCAUCAAUCUGGCCAGACGCCGCCCCAUCUUCAACCUAGGAGCCAGGCACCUCAUCUAGCGCAACCUUUUGUUCAGCCCACCCAAUCUUCUGCUAUUUCUCGUCCUGGUCAUGCUUUAAACGAGCCUGUUACUUUUACAUCGGGAAAUCCAUUAGAUUUAUUGGAAGAACUGAAAGAUUUUUUGCAAACUUCUUCAAGUGACCAACUCUUUUUUUACCGAUCACCGCCUGUUAGGGUGGAUCUUUCGUUUUCCGGCAUUCAAAGCAUCACUGCUGAUUUCUUUUCUUUCCUCUACGAGAAACUCCCUUUACAAUGUCACGUGUGUGGACUGAGAUGGGGGGAUGAUUCCAGCCACAGGAUGCUGUUUGACCACCAUCUAGACAUCCAUUUCAGGAAGGCCCGCAGGAACCAGGAUCCAUCUUUUCGAAGGAGCUUGGCUAGGCAAUGGUACCCGUUGGGAGAAACCGAGUGGAAAUUGCUACGCCUGACGGGAAAACCAAACGAUAUAAGCACGGUUGAGGAAAGGAAGCCUCCAGAACCCCCUGUUUCAAAGCGAACCCGACAUGAAAGUGUUGACCCCAACUAUUCUGACGAAGAAAAUGGAGACGAAGACACCCCGGAGAGCCUCUUUAUUCCUAAAAGGCCAAAUUUUUCUAACCGCCUCCCUAACAAUGGCAAUGAAGAUGAGGAUGACGAAUGA
Messenger RNA from Mitosporidium daphniae, 1404 nucleotides. RefSeq lists its product as uncharacterized. Bases 1 to 1404 code for a protein of 467 amino acids. The record is from RefSeq and is a predicted model, not a curated record. NCBI's taxonomy places the organism in Eukaryota, Fungi, Microsporidia. Gene Ontology annotation, biological process: termination of RNA polymerase II transcription. Gene Ontology annotation, cellular component: mRNA cleavage factor complex; cytoplasm. The transcript has 5 exons. Gene Ontology annotation, molecular function: RNA polymerase II complex binding; mRNA binding.